CAACGAAUGUCUGACAAGUCCCUGUCACCCACAGGCUGUUUGUACGAAUAUCCCUGGAAACUUCUUAUGUACUUGCAAUACAGGAUACAGUGGGAAUGGAAUUGACUGUGUUGGUAAGACUUUGUUUCGUUCAAUUGCUCCGGCCAAAGUCGAGGGUAAACUCUGUGUGCCACCCUGUCAAGUAAGGAUGAUUCCAGCACCCUCGCUUGCACUUGAAAAUCACAUUAUGAAUAAACGUUCGACAUUUUGUUUGUGGAAUGUUUUGAAUUCAAUCAAACCCCUGAUUAAAAAGAUUCGUUUGUACGGAUUUUAGUGCAUGGUGUAAGUUUGAUGUGAUGGAGUAAAUACUCGUCGGUGAAAGUGGAUUUUAAAUACUGUCUGAAUUGUAGUUGCAUUUUGCUCCAUGUGUUGGGAGCAGCCAAUUUACACAUCAUACUUAACACAUGCAGACUUCUGCUUUCUGAUUUCCUGCAAUAUAUCCCUCUAAUGCUUUGUAAGGAAAUAAUAAUGGAUAAACUAUUUGCCUGCUCGACCCAUUCAGCCGUUGUAGCGCUUCACGGUGACGAUCUUGAAUCCCAACUCGUUACAGUCCUGGCAUUUGCAAUAUUUUUCACGGCAGUGGGAGCCAACUCGCGCGAAAUUACUACCCUCACUAAGUGCUCUCCACAUGCACGGGGAAAAAACUACUCAAGGAAAUGUGUUGAUACAGGUAUUGUACGGUUUCAACACAUUUGCUUAUCCAAGAAAUUCUCAGAAAGAUAAUUGGGAGUGAUAUAGCCAUGAUUUAAUGUAUGUGAGAGUGAAAUUCUUAAUUUUUUAUGUUGGCCAGGUGGUUAUGUUUUCUUCUGUGUUUCUGUGGCUGUGUGUAUGUUAUAUAUCAGCUCGAUAGCUUCAAAUGUAUCAAACAUACUGAUGCGAAAAUUUGACGGACUAAUUGGCCUUGCCCAUUGUAAGGAUUGAUUAAACCCUGGGUUAAGUUUGAAUGAACAUUGGGUGGGAAAUUAGCAAGAGUUAAGUUCGUCUUCUUUUGCUGGAUAUAGUAGACGACUUGCGUAAUUAGCCUGUUGUGUUAUUUAUGCGUGAUAUAUAACUUAAUUCCUGGCAGAGGCUAUGAAUCAAAGUCUCCGAAGUCCUCUCUUUUUUACAUUAAUUUUAAUCUAAUUUAGUUCCUCCAUGUGCCAGUGAUCCAUGCAUGAAUGGUGGAAAUUGUUCAGAUAGUGGAUCAUCAUUCUUUUGCUCAUGCCCGGAUCGAUAUACCGGUGACCGCUGCCAAAUUGAUGGUAAAUAUUAUUUCCAAAAACGUACUGAAUCUAUUUUUUCUUUCCCAUUUUUAUUCCAGAAAGAAUUUUGUGGAAUUGAGGUUUCUUUCAUCACUAACAGUGCCCGCUCUUGUUAAAUUUGAAACUAUCCUCGACACUUUUUUCUUGUGCAUUUGGAUGGUCAGCAAAAAAAGCCCUGGUGGUCAUGUCGCUGAGCAUUCAUAACAUGACAUUGUGGGCUUAGUCAUUUUUCUUGUGCCUUUAACCUUAAUAUCGAAAUUUUAUCAAUGAAUCAAAAACUUUGUCAACAAUAUCUUGAAUAAUUUAGCAGUUUUCCUCAUUAAUAUUCGGUGCGCAUGUUCAGUUCAGAUGAGCUAGCUCAUUUUAGCCCUCAGUUUGUGGCCGCAAUUUCUGAUUGUGUGUGGUUUACUACUUUCGUUAACACUGCUUUGCACGAUUUGCUUCGAUUCCUUAAAUUAUAAACCGGUCAUGCUUAAAUGCAGCGUUCUAAAAUUUAGAAUGUACUCUUAAACCAUAUCCGUACCUAUGUCUUGAAAUUUUCGUCCAGGCAACAUAAUGACAAGGGAUAUAGUUAUACACCUCUAAAACAUGUAUGACAAUUUUUGGAAUGGAAAUUAUAAAUGAUAUUCUUAAUUAGCAAUAAUACAACUUUGCGAGUUUUUACUAUUCAACAGAAACGCCACCAGAAUCUGACACAGAGAUAACAGUGUUUGGCGCAUCGGGAGAUCAGGCGACAAUUCCAAUUGAAGAAACUGUCACAUUUGCAGUUGUUUUAGUAAUUGCCGAACAAUUCGUCCCCGAUCUGCAGAACAAGCGAAGUCAGGUUUUCAGAAAUAUGAGAAGUAGAUUCCUUGUAUUCUUGAUUCCAAUAUACCGAAAUAGUCGUGGUUUUAUUGGCAUUAAGUUCAAUUCAUUUUCCCCAGGAAGUAUUGUUGCAGAUAUUAACAUAUUAUAUAAUUCCACCGAACCAAUUCCGACUGCUGAGGAAGUUCAAUCACCACUCGUUGAAGCAAGAGAUAAUGGAUCGGCGCCGUUUACUGUUAAAAGUUUACAAGUUGCGAAAAAGGGUGAGUUACAAGGUAGAAAUAUAACAUACAUAGGUAGAAAUAUAAAGCCCACAUUCUUUUAAUGCCAAUAAACUGUUAUAUCAUCCAAAGAAGACCACCUGUUUCAUCAGUAAAAGCAUAAAUUGAAAUCCUUCACAAUAUAAGUACAACAUGGGAACGGCUAAAGGGAGAAUUAUAUCCGAGAGUUAAGAUUUUGGAAAGUUAAGUUUGAGUCGUGCCACCGUUCCUAACGACCACACCAAAUUUCUUAACCCUCCCGAUGAUUUCUUUCAACUACCAGAGAGAGUUAAAAUUGGCGUAAGUUUCUACCUUCAAAACUUAAAAAUUUUAACAUACUUGUAACUCUCUGUUGCUACGGUUUUGAAGAUUUGUUAUCCUGCAUAUUAUUAUAAUUUGUGAAAGUUCUCUGGAUCAAUAAUAACCAGCACAGUUGUAGUUGAAUAACAAUCGGUUUAUGUCGCUGUCCAUUUUGUAAUGAUAUGUAAUAUAAUUAUAAUAAUUUAAUAAUUUAUAAAGCGCUUUUUACAUAUAAUGAUCAAAAGCGUUCCAACCACAUCCAUCGCCCAUUGCGAACUAUUCACGCUCUAUUUUAGGUGUGGCGCCAAGAUAAUAAUAUUCACAGCUUUAAUCUUUGCAACGUCUUUCGCACCUUCGCCAUGUGUAGUUCCUGCUUAUAUCAAGUACCUCAUAUAAAGGCUAUCUAAUUUGGUAAAUCACAUUGCAUAAAUUCCACAUUUUCUUCGCAAAAGCUUUGUUUUAUAUUUAACCAUUUUUAAACAUCGAAAUUUUAUCAAUGAAUCAAAAAUUAUACCCACUAUCUUGAAUAAUUCGUCAGCAGUUUUCUUCAUUAAUUCCACUCGACUAACAUUCGCAAUAUUUUGUUGAGCAGUGUGAGGCUAACCCAUGAAUCUUAACCACAUGCCCGUCAUCAGUGAUGGACUUGUCAAUACACUAGCUCUCCUGUUUCCCAGAUGUAAUAACCGAGCGGAAUUAGUGCCUGGGCUACGCGCUCUACUCGUACUCGGGCAGACUAAACGGCUACGUGAUUGGACCAUUGUACCAUUUAUUUGUGAUAUAUAACUUAAUUUCCUGGUGGGGGCAAUGAAUUAAAAUCUACGAGUAGCGUCUGGUUAAAAUGAAUUUUAACAUUUUCAAUUUUAACGUAAUUUAGUUCCUCCAUGUGCCAAUAACCCAUGCAUGAACGGUGGAAAAUGUUCAGAAAAUGGAACAUCAUUCUCUUGCCUAUGCCCGGAUGGAUAUACUGGUCGGCUCUGCGAAAUACCAAGUAAGUAUUAUUUUCAAAAACGUGCUAGAUGUAUUUUUUCUCUUUCUCAUUUAUAUUCCGGAACGAAUUUUGUUGAAUUGAGUUUUAUGUUUUUGUGAAAUUGAGUUUCGGAGCUUUGGUGGUGCAGUGUUCGUAGCAAGCGCCUUUCACCUCUGAGUGAGUUCGUGGGUUGGAUUCUCGCUACGGACUCACGUGAAAAGUCAGUCAACGUCCUGCCGAAAGUCGUGGGUUUUCUCCGGGCGCUCCAGUGUUUUUUGCUUACGUGUAUGGAUGGCGAGCAAAAAAUUGCUGCUUUCGGCAGAUUAAUAUGACGCAAUCACUCUAUGAAAUUUGGGGUGUUUGGUAUAAUAAUUUUGAUGAUUUACUUCAAUAUAUUUCCUCUGGUCUUUAUGUCGUAGUUGUUCGUGUCAUAGGUCUUAAUAUAACUAAUAGUUUCUAAAGUAAACAUAUGCUUGUUGCUUGAGUAUUUCUGUAAUUGUUUCUGAUAUUCUAGGUAUAACGCAGUAUUGGCUGUUUUUUUUAUAGUAUUUUAAUCACUUUAUUUAAACCAACCACAUUUAAUAUGUUUCAGCUUCAAACAAUUGGCAUAUGUUUAUUUUAGUUGUAGUCAUCGUAACAAUAAUUUUUGUAAUUUAAUAAAUUUUGUAAAAAGGUAGAGUGCCUCGCAUGGGACUUCGAGUCCCGUUUGCACUCGUGCCGUUUGGUAUGUCUUGUUUUACUGUCCAAUAAAGUUUACAAUAUAAUAUAAUACUCCUUUGUAAGGAAUAAAGAAGAUAUAAACUCUUUCCCUGCUCGUCCCAUUAAGCGAUUUUAGUGUUUUAGGUUGGUGAUUUUCAAUCCCGACUCAUUCCACUCCUGACAUUCGCCAUAUUUUGUUGAGCAUGCAGGGCAGGUUAACCCAUGAAUUUUAGCCAUGCGCAUGCCAUUACUGAUGGAUUUGGAAAUCCCCUAGCUCUCCUUGUUCACGGAUGUAAAUAGCCGAGCGAAAUUAGUACCCACGAUACGCGCUCUGCACGUCCCCGGUGAUAAAAAUGCUCAAGAAAUGUCUGGUAGACUACAGGCAUUAUGCAGUUUCAACACCUUUACUUAACCAAGAAACUCUCAGAAAGACACUCGGGAUUGAUGUGAUGAUGACGUAAUGCAUGUGGGAGUGAAAUUCCUAAACAUUUAUUACCUCCGCCAGAAAGUUAAGUCUUCCUUUUCGUUUGUAUUUGUCCAUACACUGCAUGCGAGUUUGUCUGUCAGCUCAAUAACAAAAAUUUGACGGACUAAUGGACAUUACAAUUGCGAUUACAGUCUUUAUCAUUACUUCCAUUAUGUUACUGGCAUGAGUUUUUGGAUUUGGUUUUUUUCUUUAAAAUGGUGAACAAUCUGGUAAUAAUAGAACCUUCUGUAGUACCAAAAACUCGAAGCUCCAGACCGUCUAUAAACACGGACAUACCUAAGUUUGUCAUUCCCAGGAGCAAAACGACGCAUCAACGCCCGUUUCUAAUUCGAACAACCAGGGUGUGGAACAGCCUAGCUGACGGACUGAAACUUAACAUGAUAAAUUUGAACUCAUUUAAAUCUAUUAUUCUAAGUUAUUACUUCCGUGCUUUGGAAAUUUCCCACGAUCCUGAAAAUCCAAGAACAUUCAAAACUAUAUGUACCAAAUGUAAUACCGCUCGAAUUCUGGUUCAGCCUCUUAAGUGCUGCUAUUAGUUAUAGUUUUAUUUAUUUAUUUAUGUUUCUAUGUCCUAAUUCGGGCCCGCAGUAAUUGGCUCACGCUGUUGCGGUCACCCUGCCUAUAGUCAUGUAUAUUAUUCUUGUUAUAUAGUUUUGUGUAUUGUAAUAUGGCGAAACUAAUAAAUAAAUAAAUAAAUAAAUUACCCAUUGUACGGAUUGAUGGGUUAAGUUUGGAUCAACACUGGACCAGAAAUUAGCAAAAGUUAAGUUUAAUUGUCUUCCUUCGGUGGUAAUUGUAAAAGCCUUCAGUAGUUUGCCCAUUUUGUUAUUUAUGCGUGUUAUAUAAUUCAUAAUUUGCUGGCAGAGGCUAUGAAUCGAAGUCUCCGUGUCCCCUAGUUUACAUGGAUCUUAACAUUUUUAUUUAAUUUAGUUCCUCCAUGUGCCAGUGCUCCAUGCGCGAAUGGUGGAAAUUGUUCAGAAAGUGGAAGAUCAUUCUCUUGCCUAUGCCCGGAUGGAUAUACCGAUGACCGCUGUGAAAUUGGUAAAUAUUAUUUUCAAAAACGUACCUGAUGUGUGUUUAUCUCUUUCCCAUCUUUAUUCCGGAAAUAAUUUUGAGGAGAUUUAUUUCAUCACCAACAGUGCAAGCUCUUGUUAAAUUGAAAAUAUCCACGAGAAUUGCUGGAGCAAUACUGCAUCGAGUCUCCAUACCAAUCUGGUAUCCAGUGCCUUUUGCUUGUGCAGUUAGAUGGUCGGCAAAAAAGCCCCGUGCUUGGUUGUUUACACGACUAUAAGAUAAAAUAUAGCAACAUUUGCCUGUGACAUCGCUGACCUUGAAACACAAUCAUUGCCUAGUUUGGUCGUUAUUCGCUAUUUUUAGAAAACACCAAAAGUGGCUUUGCACAAAAAUGAAAAUUUAAAACACAAUUUUGAAUUGAUAUGGCUCAAGAUUGGAAAGUUUUUUAUGACAUAACAAUGUGUCAAACAAUUUGACUGAUAUCUUGCUCGACUGGUCCCUAUUAGCAUAUUGCACGGAUGCUAUAUGACUUUGCAGGUUCAUAUCUUCGCUUCGGUGCAUGGCACUGCAUGCUGUAAAGAAAAAAACACUACCGUUUGAUUCGAUGAAACAAUAUCAUUUCUAUGAUGUUGACAUUGGACUAAAACUAUCGUUAGCGAUUUAUGACCUUUGAGAGUUCAAGCGAUAUCAUAUUUCAUUAUACUACUAGCCAUACCUGUCGCCGAACAUACCUUCGGCCACUUCGGACAUAUCUUUUUUGUAAUACUCUUGUUUGAAUCAGCAUCCAAAACACUAUUUAGAGUGUUAUUUUCAAGCUUGUAUCUUCAUAUAGUUCUCUUUUAUUUCGGUAUUGCAGAAAAUUUAUGUUCUUAGCGCGUCUCUUGAAUCGGAAAUACAACUUGAAUCAUCAAAAACAAUGCGACGUUUGCACCAUAGGAGUCUGGAAACACCAGAAAUCGCUUCUACAGGUACUCCCUUUGGCAUGCUUUGCACUUGUAUCGGGCUAUUGAUCCUCCUUACAAACGCAAGAAUCUAACAUCUUGUAACAAGUCUACCGACAAGCCGUCAAUGGAUGUUUGGAACAACUUGUUGACAACUUGUAACAACCUUGUCGAAAUGGUCAGAUUUGUUGCAAGGUUGUUCUGACAGGUCCGUUACAUGCUUGAUAUAACAAGAUUGUUACAACCUUGUGUUGACAACCUUGUAACAUCCUUGUUAAAUCAUGGCUGAAACAAACUUAUCAGCACAGUCUUAUAACAAGCUUGCUGGAAGUUGUUAACAGCUUGUUCCAAACUUGUUACAACAACUGGGAACAAGCAGAGCGAACACAACUUGUUGACAGCUUGUGAACAGAUUUGUAACAACUUUGUUUGCAGACCUGUAACAACUUGUGCGUUUUUACGUGUGUAUAUGACCAAGCAUACACGUGGUGCGCGCGUGCACUGUGAUUUCAUGAAUGAUUAAUUUUAUGCGUGAUUGAUUACUCACACACUCUUUACAAGAAGUUGAAAAAUUAUCCGUGGAAAUUUUUUUGUCGCGAGGAGGACGUAACGAACAUGUCAUAUUUGUCUUAUUUGAUAGUUCUUAAAACGCUGUCCAAACUUGCACCUUAAGAAUACAAGUUGGAUGUUAAAGCUUUCAUUUUUGUGCACAAGCCAAUUUUAAUGUGAUUCAAAAAACGAGCCUUCUUGCAUGCAAAAGCUAAAUUUUCAUGUUUAAUUUGCAGGGUUUUCAGAUUUGUUACACCAAUUUUAAUAUUUAAAGUUGCAACAAAUCAUGGAAUUUUCAGACUUAAAUUCUUAUCAUUUCAGGAAGUAGAAGUAUCAGAGAUUCUGAUACUCUCAGACUUACUAUUGUGGAAAUAUGCCAACAAUUGCAGAGAUCGAGUUGGUGUACAAUGUAUCAGAAAUUCUGAUACUUUCUAAGGCUUUUGUCCAGUAAAUAUCCCCAAAAAUGCAGAGUCUAAUGUCGAAAGUAUCAGAAAUUCUGAUACAUUCCAAGACAGCAGUGCAGAAAAUAUCCCUAAAAAUACGGAGUCUAAUGUCGAAAGUAUCAGAAAUUCUGAUACUUUGCAAGACAGCAGUGCAGAAAACAUCGCUAAAAAUACAGAGUCUAAUGUCGAAAGUAUAAGAAAUUCGGAUACUUUCUAAGGCUUCUGUGCAGAAAAUAUCGACAAAAAUGCAGAUUCUAAUGUCGAAAGUAUAAGAAAUUCUGAUAGUUUCGGAGCCUUUUAUAUGACAAAAAUUGCAGAAAUUCGAUGUCCAAGUUCACCUAUUUCACCUAUAUACUGAAACGCUUGAAGCAUACAUUUUAAAUAGUUACAUUUGUUACAUUUUAAAUAGUUUAUAAAGGCGCACUUUGUUUUCUGUGUAGUAUUUUUUUCAACAGGAAAGAAUGGCUCAGAGUAACAUUUCUGCUAGCCGAUUUAUUCAAGUAAAUAUAAUAAUUAUUUGUAUAUAAUACAUAUAUAUUUACUAAUGAUUUUGCCCAGAAAAGGUUGAGAUUCACCAGCAUAUAUCUGUAGUUGAAUAACGAUUGUUUUACGUGUCCAUUUUAUAAUUAUUCCAGCCACAUUUCUCACACCUGGCUAACUUUUGCUAACGGUAUGGUCUGAGAAAGGUCGGUAUUGCUCAAGUAACAGGUAGAAGAAUCUUGCCAUGUUAUAAUAGUUUUGUUUGUGGAAACACCACGUAAAUUUAUUACUGCAAAGCUUUCGAUCCGUAAGCCCGGAUCUUCAUCAGUGCUAAUAAUAUGAAAUAAUAAAGUAUAUAAUAAUAAUAUAUAAUAAUAAUAUAUCUUCAUAAUAAUAAUAUAUAAUAAUAAAAAAAUAGUAAUAUAAUAAUAAUAAUAUUUCUCUAAUAAUAUAUCUUCAUCAUAUUAUUAGCACUGAUGAAGAUCCGGGCUUACGGAUCGAAAGCUUUGCAGUAAUAAAUUUACGUGGUGUUUCCACAAACAAAACUAUUAUAUGUUUUAUCGCCAUGCAAACAUACAAAGAACUUAUUAUAUUGAUGUUGUUAACCGUUCAUUUUAAAAAUCCUACUUUUAGUCUUGCCUUUUAGCCUUGUUUCACAACCAUAAAAACCGUUAGAAAUUUGUUAUCAGUUUCUUUUAGUAUCUCUCCUAGUUUUAUGUUUUGAAGGAAGAGAGCUUUCGAUUGAACUCUCUCGUGUUAGUUGAAAGGAAAUAUCAGAAGAGUUUGUGGUCGCUGGAUUACGUUGACGUGGCUCUAACUUAACUCUACAAAAUCGCUUCAACCUUCCCUGUAAUAACUCUCGUUUUGUCAUACCCAACUAAUUUUAUAGAUCUUACACUAGCAGAGGAAGAGACAACGAAUAAGAAAGAGAUACGACUGUGUGAGGUAUGUGGUGUCUUUAAAUAUUACUGGUACUUUACACAGUAGAAACAUACAUUAAACGUCGACACACAAACCUUUCAAAUUUCAAAGCGAACUCUGAUACUUUCUAAGCCUUGUAUGCGCUAGGUAUCGCUAAAAAUGUAGAGUCUAAUAUCGAUAAUAUUAAUAUGUGUAUAUAUUGUAUAUAUAUAUAUAUAUAUAUAUAUAUAUAUAUAUAUAUAUAUAUAUAUAUAUAGUGCUCAAUACCAUGCAGUAUUAGUAGAGCUUUAUAAUUGUUUUGUCUAUACUUAAUAAAAUAAAGUCGCAACUCCGAGUUUCAAGCAUUUCGUGAAGUUGAUAUAGGCUAUAGGUUGAUGGCGUAGCUAUGGCAUCCCUCUGGGUCCUUUGUUUGCUAAUAUCUUUUUAUCUUUUGACAAAAGGAACUCGUGGGUCAACAACUUCCUUUCUGAAUUCAAGCCUCUUUUUUACAGCCGGUAUGUCGACGAUAACUUCCUCCUCUUUCGUUCUACAACUCACAUAUCUUCGCUCGUCGAUUACCUCAAUUUUCAACAGCCAUAUAUGACGAGAGCGAAUGAUAUAAUUGUUUUGUAAUAUGGUCUAAUAGCCAUUACCUGAAUCAAUAACUAAUUCUCCUCUGUUAUAGUAAGUGCUUGUUGACUGCAAACUCAUUUGUUUUUCGUUUCGAAUUUUUCGGAACAAUUUAUAUUCUCAAUGAACAUGUUCUUUUCGCUGUUGUGUCGGUAUUUAUUAUUUAAAAAAAUUGUAUUUACGUGAUAAAUCUAUCUUGCUAGCCUGUCAAAAUUGUUUGAGAGGUUUUUCUUGUUCGUUUAUCUUGUAGUUUUGUGCCGCCAUCUUAUUCGCUAGUCGCCGUUCGUGGGCUGAUAUACGGCGAGUAGCUCCACAGGGGGCCCCACUAAGAGUUAUGAUUGAAAUAAUAUUGUAUUUAUUUUUAAAAACCUGCUUGAAUCCCUUGAUAAUCGAUUAUUUCUUCUCUCGAAGUUCUGUAAACAUUUCGAACUGCUUGGAGUCAUUAUACUAUCACUCUACAUGACGUUUCACGAAGUAUAGAUGAUCGCUGACAAGUAAGAACGCGGGCGCGAAAAGACGAAGGCGGCGAAAGAAGGUAGAAUUAAACUAAAGGGUUGAAACUUCGGCGGGUCAUCGUUUGAUGUGUUCCAUAAGUAGGUUGUUCUCCGGCAAUUUCGCACGGGGCCCCAAUGUGAGUUAGGAUUGAAAAAAUAUUGUAUUUAUUUUUAAAAACGUACUUGAAUCCCUUGAUCAUCCAUUAUUUCUUCUCUCGAAGUUCUGUAAACCUUUUAAAUGGCUCGGACUCAUUAUACUUGACGUCACGAGAACAACCUACUUAUGGAACACAUUGUGCGAAAAAACCCUUCGAGUGUUUCAUGUAAAAACAUACGAAAAAACAAUCGUUUAUUGAAUCUACUACAUCAGUUGUGAAGAUAUAUCCAAAAAGACAUAGAAUCUGCAAAAAAAUAUUCGAAAACACAAAUAAAUUGUGAAUUUUAAGGCAUUUAGAAAUGUCAUCUAGUCGAAGUUUCAACCCUUUAGUUUAAUUCUACCUUCUUUCGCCGCCUUCGUCUUUUCGCGCCCGCGUUCUUACUUGUCAGCGAUCAUCUAUACUUCGUGAAACGUCAUGUAGAGUGAUAGUAUAAUGACUCCAAGCAGUUCGAAAUGUUUACAGAACUUCGAGAGAAGAAAUAAUCGAUUAUCAAGGGAUUCAAGUAGGUUUUUAAAAAUAAAUACAAUAUUAUUUCAAUCAUAACUCAUAGUGGGGCCCUCUGUGGUAGCUCAACCAAUUAGAUUGCAGAAUAGCUCACAUACAGUGGAUGACUAUAUAUUAGUUUAUAGCAUUUCUAAUUAUGUUUGUCACCUGAAAUUAUUCUUGACCCUUAACCUUUUCUUAAUCUCGAAAUUUUACCAAUAAAUAAAAAAUAUUAGAUUAUAAUACAGCCACGGUUCAAUGCGAAAUUUAGAAUAAAUAUAUUUUAAAUGUAAAUUUAUUUUGAUCUAGGUGAAAUGGCUGCUUAUCCGUGUCGUACCGUGUCUUGAAGUUUUCAUCCAGGCAAUAUUUUGA
Paramuricea clavata is the source of this 11261-nucleotide messenger RNA. NCBI's taxonomy places the organism in Eukaryota, Metazoa, Cnidaria, Anthozoa, Malacalcyonacea, Plexauridae. The record is from the annotation of a GenBank genome assembly.